AUGGGCGAACACGAGCGUUGCAGCGGAUUGUUUUGCGUUAUAGGCCUGCGCGCCCACUACGAGCAACAGGAGCGUCUGUUUGGGCGUUUAUUGUCUUCGAGUGCAUUGGAAGAAAAGAAGAAGAAAAUUGCAAGCAAAGAAUCAAGUGAAUUAAGUUGGAGUUUAUUGGAUAGUGCAAUUGCUAGUUGUGUAGAAUCCGUCAAAAAAUCGGAAGAAAUCAUCAAUAAAGGAGCAGCAGCUCUUUGGAUUUCUUAUCAUAAUCCACCUCUUUCUGCCCUUAAUACAAAUGAGUGGUUGGAUACAGACUUGUAUUGGCAGGCGUUUGUGGAAAAACAUUUCUUCUAUUCACAAUACCAGCCAGGAGUAGAUGACCCUGAAAGCCCAGCUGUCGUUGAAGAGGCGCGGAAAGAUUGGCACAAACGUAUGGGCAAGUUCAAUGACCGUUCAGAUACCCCUCUUCUUUACAACUUUAUGGACACUCUUCCUUCGUGGGAGUACUACGAUAUACACAGGCAAGUGACGCGUCUGGUAAAGGCCUUUAUUGAGCACAUGAUGUAUUAUUUAAUUCGCACUGGCGGUGAUUACCGUUUCUUCCCCGAGAUGUUGCCGUGGCAGUGGCUGGGGGAUAUUGAGGACCAGCGCUACAGGUUCUUGUCUGUGGCACAGCGGCGGCGCUCCACGUUCCAGGAGGCGUCGCUUGCCCGAGAAAAGGCUCUCGAUUUGCUGCCGUUGGAUAUGGAGCACGACUUGGACAACCACCUCAUGAAGCACUUCACAGACGAAGCAGCUUAUGUAUCGGCUGCUGUUGGGCGCCUCAUGGCUUCGUACAGCUUCUUGUGCCACCCAUUCAUACCAUGCUCCUCCCUGCGCUCAGCCAUCACUGUCAUGAAGAUAGACAACGCAAAAGGCAAAUGGUAUUCACUAGGAGACGACGUCAGCGCCCUCUUCUACCUCCCACACCCAGAGGCCAGAGACCCCCCUCGCCCCAAAGCCGCCCUUAACCGCAUCAUGGACCACCUGACGAUGACGGGCCAACGAUUUAAUCCCGCAUAUGCGGCUGUAUUCGACUCGUUUGCUGAUAUCCUUGAACAGAGAGGAGAGCACUGGUUCUGCGCUGAAGGGGAGUGCGCCUCCCAGGCAUUUUUGCGGCGGCUCCGUACAGACGAUCCUCAGCGAGAGGUAUUUGAACAGUAUUUCGAGGAAAUGUACAGCCGCUUCAGUUCGGCAGAAGAGGUGAAGCCACAAGAUUUCGUAAAAUUGAUGCAGGAGAAGGAAAAAGCACACAAAGCCGAGGUAGACGUCUACAGCCACUGGGUUCUGGCCACCAGGGGAGAUUCGGCCAAAGAAGAAGCCGACAACAUUAUUUCUCUUUUCAACGGUAAACAACUCCAGCCUCUUCUUGACAACAACAGUAUCGUCGUAUUCAAUGAAGAGGGACAAAAAGUUAAGGACCCGCAUCUACUCGUCGCCUCCUUCCAGGCCUUCGAGAAGCUUAAGGAUACCAUCCUUGAUGCUGUCAAGAACGUGAAGACAGGUGGCUCGCAGCGGAAGAGCUGA
Messenger RNA from Eimeria maxima, 1557 nucleotides. RefSeq lists its product as hypothetical. The transcript has 10 exons. Lineage: Eukaryota; Apicomplexa; Conoidasida; Eucoccidiorida; Eimeriidae. The coding region runs from base 1 to 1557 and encodes 518 amino acids. The record is from RefSeq and is a predicted model, not a curated record.